This is a messenger RNA of Aspergillus tanneri, 1212 nucleotides long. RefSeq names its product ribonucleotide-diphosphate reductase subunit RNR2 (gene RNR2). The record is from RefSeq and is a predicted model, not a curated record. Gene Ontology annotation, molecular function: oxidoreductase activity. Bases 1 to 1212 code for a protein of 403 amino acids. Gene Ontology annotation, biological process: deoxyribonucleotide biosynthetic process. The transcript has 4 exons. Lineage: Eukaryota; Fungi; Ascomycota; Eurotiomycetes; Eurotiales; Aspergillaceae.
AUGUCCGCACAAGUUACUCCCUCUAAGCAGGCUGCAUCCUCCCUAGAGAACCUCAAGAUGAACGACUCGCCUGUGAAGAAGCUAAACUUCGAAGCAGCCGGCAAGGAGAAUGCGUCCUGCCCCGCCGUCGACGUAUCAGCCACCAAGUCGAUUGCAGAGAAGCCCGAGGAAACUCCAAAGGCUGUUCCUACUGUUAAGGAACUUGAAGCCAACGAGCCCCUGCUCCAAGAGAAUCCUCAUCGUUUUGUUCUUUUCCCCAUCAAGUAUCAUGAGAUAUGGCAAAUGUACAAGAAGGCCGAGGCCUCUUUCUGGACAGCUGAAGAAAUUGAUCUCUCGAAGGAUCUGCACGACUGGAACAAUCGUCUGAAUGACGAUGAGCGCUACUUCAUCUCCCGGGUUCUUGCCUUCUUCGCUGCCUCGGAUGGUAUUGUCAAUGAAAACCUAUUGGAGCGCUUCAGCGGAGAAGUGCAGAUUCCCGAGGCCCGUUGCUUCUAUGGAUUCCAGAUUAUGAUUGAGAACAUUCACUCGGAAACCUACUCUCUUCUGAUUGAUACCUACAUCAAGGAGCCCAAGCAGCGCACCUAUCUCUUCGAUGCUAUUGAUACCAUUCCCUGCAUCCGAAAGAAGGCUGACUGGGCCAUCAAGUGGAUUCAAGAUAAGGAGUCCACCUUCGGCCAGCGCCUGAUUGCAUUCGCCGCCGUGGAGGGUAUUUUCUUCUCUGGAUCCUUUGCUUCCAUUUUCUGGCUGAAGAAGCGUGGUCUUAUGCCUGGUCUUACCUUCUCCAACGAGCUGAUCUCUCGUGACGAGGGUCUCCACACUGACUUUGCUUGUCUCCUGUUCUCUCAUCUGAACAACCGCCCGAACAAGCAGAUUGUGGAGGACGUCAUUGUCGAAGCUGUCGCCAUUGAAAAGGAGUUCUUGACUGACGCUCUUCCUUGCGCGCUCCUGGGCAUGAACUCGAAGUUGAUGUGCCAAUACAUCGAGUUCGUGGCCGACCGUCUCCUGGUUGCGCUCGGCAACCCCAAGUAUUUCAAUGCCACCAACCCCUUUGACUUCAUGGAGUCGAUCUCCCUGGCUGGUAAGACCAACUUUUUCGAGAAGCGGGUGGGUGACUACCAGAAGGCCGGUGUCAUGGCCAGCACCAAAAAGGAUGUCGCUCAGGAGGAGACCCAGUCCGGCGAUAGAGGCCUCGCCUUUGACGAGGACUUUUAG